CCUAAUGGUCAGGGGUCCCUUUACCUUUUACUGUUAUCAUAGAGCUGGAAGGUUCCCCAAGGGUCAUCUAGUCCAGCCCCCAGGAAUCUUUUGCAAAGCGUGGAACUUGAACCCACAACCCUGAGCUUAAGAGUCUCAUGCUUCCAUCAACUGAGCUAUGCUAGCUAUCCAAUGGGAAAUGUUCCCCCCUGUGCUUAGUUACUGUGUGAGAAGGGACAGGGGACAGGAUGGCAGGAUGUGGGCCCAAACCAACCCAUAAGCCAGACAUUCCUCCGCUCCUGCCUUAGGGGCUAAAGUGGGGAGCCCAAUCCAAACUGGUGAUAGUGAGUAGGGAGCUAGGAGCAGUGUCAACUCCAAAUUAACUACCUGCUGGGAGUGGAAGACACUAUGUCUGAGGAGGUGGUAAAACGGGGAGUCAGCGACAAAGAAACCCACAGCUCCAUUGAACAUGGUGGGCUUUGGAGCACGAUCCUAUUCACAUUUCCUUGUGAGCAGGUCAACACGCUCUCUGACGCCUGUGCUGGAUAUCGGUUAUUCUUUGAAACUCUUUUGCCCCUCUGCCUUUUUUUCUUUAUCUGAUGUACACAGUGCUUCUGAUUCCAGGACCUGUUGCUUAGCAACCUUUAUGAACAAGAGCAAGGCCUUUCUCCCCCCGCCCCCCCUUCCUCUAAGUAGGCCGGGCCACACAAGCAAGUGAAGUUACUGACACCAGCAGGGAGAAAGAAUUGCUUAAAAGUUACGUAAUCUUGCAGUUUGGCUUUGAAGGAGGCCUCCACAUGGCCAAGUAUGUGUUCUUGGCUCCCGGGCUGACGCUGCCCUUCAGCCCUCUUUCUUCUGAAGCUUUCGAAGAGAUCAAACGCCAUGCAGGCCGAGCCUGGGAACAGCACACGCAAGAAGACGCCAGCUGCUCCACCACCUAUUCUGGGGCUUAUGGAAAUAAAAAGCUGGAUGGCUCUGCAUAUUGCCACGUUACCCCCUCCUCUCCUACAAGGGUCCACAAGCCUCACCCUCCAGAAGUGUUUUUGAUAAACCGGCUUCAUUAUCUUUCUGGAAACUACGGCAAUCCUAAACAUGGUGCGACAACCGACAAGGGCUGUCAUCCAAGUUUCUUAAAGUCUUCAAGUAACAGGAAGAAAUUUCAACACCAUUCCCAACAAAUGAAUCAUAAUGCAGUCGUUGUUCCAUCACCAGCAGUACCACUGAAUGAAAUUCAGCAGGCGAUGAAAUACCCCAGGGUAAACGGGAACCAAACUGGAAUAAAAACGGGGACGCCAUCAACUGCAAGUCAGGAUAUUCUGACUGGGUGGCCUGUGACUGGGAGUUCCGAUUCAAUGGGGUUGCAAAUCAUGGAAAAGGUGACUCAAGAUCUUCCUGACCUCAACUGACUGUGCAGGUAUGGCCAUGCCUAAACUGGAGCCAGAUCCAUGUUUCUUUGAAUCAGUUACCAACUCCUGGAGAAGCAAGGUCCAAACAUGGAAGAAACCCCAUAAAAUGUGUUGCAGUAUUCACUCAAAAAGAGCAUAUAUGGUACCUGGGAGGGAGGGGGGUGUUUAGUCCAGGAAAAAGAAAUCUUACAAUAAUAGUACCAGCAGAUACUGGUGGUACCAGCAGAUUUCAAGAGACAGUAAGGAAUUUGCCUUUUUAAAAUUUGCUCCAGAGAUUCGUGUGUGCUCUGAUGCACACACUGAUUUCUUCUGCGCAUGGGUUUUGUUAAUUUCAUUAGCAGGAGGGGAGCACAUUCACAUCCAUUUAGAAAUGUUCAUACCAAUUAUAUGAAAUGCAUUGGAAUAGUCCUUGCAGGUGGAGAAGCUUUACUGCAUGUCUAGAAAAUGCAUUGAUACUGGGGGAUGGGGCUGGAAUUGUGAAUUCAUUCUGGUUUAACCUUGUUGAUAAAGUACUUGUCCACACAAGAAGCUCUUUCAGAGUAUUUGCACAUUACUAUCUACUCUGCUUCCAAUGUGCUUCCACUGCUAGUUAGCCACAAUCCAUCUGUGUCCUGAAGUUUCUUGAGAAAUGCUCCCCUUUGAUGUGUUUCUCCCCCCCCCAAAAAACCCGGCCUCCAUGCUAUGUGAAAACGCAAGCUGAGGUUAAGCGGAUGUGUGUACAGUUCAGACAGCCUUGUGUGCAUGCACUGAUGACAGCUUUCUGAAAAGGAGUUGGUAGGGAGUGUUGCUGGUGUGGGAAAACAAAUCAGGUCAUGCACAUCAAGUGAAAGCACCCUCGCCCACUCUCUGGGGGAUAAACAACAAACACAUUUAAGAGGCCAUAGAUUGUUCAAUCAGCCAAGGGCUUGGUUAUAGAGAAACGUUUUCCCUUGCCCUGAGCAAUUCCUUCAAGAGAUCAUAUGUAUUUUUUGGUUCCAGAACCAGAUGUUCUAAACCAGGGAUGGAGAACAUGUGGCCCUGCAGGUGCUGCUGGAUAUGAAUCAAAUUAUUCCUGCCCAUUGGCCAUGUUGGCUGGGGCUGAUGGGUAACACAACAUGCCCUCGAGAAUCACAGGUUCCUCAACCCUGUUCAGAACCUUUAGCGCGGCACUAUUUGUUAUGUUCUUAUGAAUCAUCGGUGUAAAUUUAUGGAUUAAGAAACAGAAGCUGGGCUGAAAAAAGCAGCUUGAGGAGGGGAAAAAGGGUUUAGGAGGAACACCUUCAGCUUCCUCCAAGCUACUAUUAUUUAGAGCAGAAACAUAAUCUUUGGUAGCUUUUCUUUUUAAGGAGAAUGAUGCAGUAGUAGCUACUACCUUUAAAUAUUAAUAGAAGAUGUUUCCAGGAAUUAUUUCUGAAACAUAAAGGAAGCAUAUUUCACUGCUUUACUGUAAUGUAAACCAUGGUAGUGCAGCCUGAUAGUUAAUCCCCCACCCAGUAGCCAUUUGUGACAAGGGACUGCACAUUUAGUGAACAUGCAGAGGUUGAACAGAGGACCCCAUCACUCCUCCACACCCAGGAUAGAAACCAAAUGGGCUGUUGUUGGAGGAGGGAGUCAGUCCACAAGCUACCAAUUUUUUUGCAGGCUAGGAACUUUUGUGGCCUUAGUUAUAUGCCUAUAUGAAUGUAUUUUAACUUGUAAUUCAAGCAUUGGCAUAAAUUCUACAGGGCUUUAUAGAUGAUAAACCAGCAGUCUGAAUUAUGCAUAGAAAAGGUUUAAAAAGACAACACUGUCCCUGGAGCCUGUUGCAUGAUCUAUUCCUAGCAACACAUUCACCGUGUCUCAAUUUAAACUGAAGCACCAAGUAACCCUGGAAACAUAAAUAGGAAUUUAUCAGAACAGCACUGCCAAAGUAGUAUUAUGCUAACUUUUUAUUUCAGUUUCCCUAGUUCUUCUAGCUAGACAGGCAUUACCAACUUUCCCCACCAGCAUUUAACAGCAUCUGCUCUGUUUUCAACAUUUGGGCUUGAAGUGCUAUUGCUUGUGGAUCCAAAACAUCACCACCCAUACCCAAAAGAGAGGCAUCACCUGGUUUGGGCAAACUCCAAGGUUUUCAGAAGUACAACUAAUCUUUAGGGGGGAAACUUUGGCUUGCAAGUGUGGGUGGGACAGAAAAACUGCCCAAUGAGGACUCAGCAUGCUUUGGACCACAGAAUGCUGUCUUGACAGUUGGGAGGAGGGAAAAUGGAAACCCGGGGAUGAGAACAAAAUAGCCGAGUCCUGUGAAGUAAUCACUCCGUACUGCAACAUUUUGUUUUAGGUCUCCCUUCUAAAUUCCUUAUUCUCUGCACACCCAAUAAUGAAACAAUGGGAAAGAGAGACACACAUGAUGCCAGAGUAUAGCCAACUUUGUUUUUUAAUUAGAGUAUAUAUACUUCCAAACUGGAUACACUAGAAAUUGGCAAUGCAACGUAAGAUGCAAAGAAAUAUACCAGUUACUGUCAAAAUGACCCUGUACAGCCUUAUAAUGCAAAAAGCUUUAUACAAUACAAAUUUCCAUUAAUGUACACAAACCUUGACUGUGAUAUUUGAAUAUGAUACAGCAAGUUAGAAAGGUCGGAGAGGGGAAGCGAGAAAAGUGCUGAGAAUGUAAGCAAAUUACUAGAUGGAAAACAAGAAACCAGCCUAUCUUAAAGAAUGCAUAGUGAGAAAAGCAGAUACAAAGUGAGCAUGUUGGUAGAAAUGUGAAGUCUUUUAACAAGCAAAGGAUAUCUGUAGGGAGCAUUCCUUUCUUUAGCUUCAAACAGCAAACCAAUUAUUGUAUAUGCAAGGGCUUUGAUAAAUACUGUAUUUUUCCCCCUUAAAAAAAUAAAAACACUUUCUGAUGCA
Messenger RNA from Podarcis muralis (Common wall lizard), 4250 nucleotides. RefSeq names its product chromosome 9 C4orf51 homolog (gene C9H4orf51). NCBI's taxonomy places the organism in Eukaryota, Metazoa, Chordata, Lepidosauria, Squamata, Lacertidae. The record is from RefSeq and is a predicted model, not a curated record.